AUGAGAAGGAGUGAGGUGCUGGCAGAGGAGUCGGUGGUUUGUCUCCAAAAAGCCCUGAACCGUCUUCGAGAAAUCUGGGAAUUGAUAGGCAUUCCGGAGGACCAGAGGCUCCAGAGGACGGAGGUCGUCAAGAAGCACAUAAAGGGCCUGUUGGAAAUGAUGAUUGCCGAAGAAGAGAGUCUAAAGGAGCGGCUCCUGAAAAGCAUCGACUUCUGUCGGAGAGAGCUCAACACUCUGUGCAGGGAGUUAAGCCUCGAUUCCUUUGAAGAGAAAGAGGAGAGCACCAUCUUGCAGCUCGAAAAGGAUCUGCGCACUCAGGUGGAAGUGAUGGUCAAGAAAAAGAAGGAGAGAAUGCAAGAACUGAAAGUGCUUCGAGAACGCGACCAGGAUCUGUGUGAGAUCCUCUGCACACCCCUCUACAGCAUCGAUCUCACAUCCGUCCCCAGCCUGGAGGAGCUGGAGCAGUUUAGGCGGCACCUGGCGACUCUGAAUGAGACCAAGACGAGCAGGCGGGAGGAAUUUGUGAGCACAAAGAGGCAGAUCAUCCUGUGCAUGGAGGAGCUGGAUCACACACCGGACACGAGCUUCGAGAGAGACGUGGUGUGCGAGGAUGAAGACGCUUUCUGCCUGUCACUGGAGAACAUCGCGGCCCUGCAGACGCUGCUGCGACAGCUGGAAAUGCGGAAAGCUCAGAACGAAGCUGUGUGUGAGGGGCUGCGCUCGCGCAUCAGAGAACUCUGGGACAGGCUGCAAAUCCCCUUGGAGGAGAGAGAAGCCCUGACCCCAUACAUGAGCGGCUCCAAGGCCAAGAUAAAGAAGGCGCUGCAAGUGGAAGUGGAUCGCCUGGAGGAGCUCAAGAUUCAAAACAUGAAGAAAGUGGUGGAAGCAAUCCGCACGGAGCUGGCUCUGUACUGGGAAAAGUGCUUCUACAGCCAGGAGCAGAGGAAAGCCUUUGCCCCCUACUACGAUGAGGACUACACGGAGACGCUGCUGCAGCUCCAUGACGCCGAGCUCGUGCAGCUGAAGCACUACUACGAGGCUCACAAGGAGCUCUUCGAAGGCGUCCAGAAGUGGGAGGACAGCUGGAAGCUCUUCCUGGAGUUUGAGAGAAAAGCCUCGGACCCAAGCCGAUUCACAAAUAGAGGUGGAAAUCUCCUGAAGGAAGAGAAGCAGAGAGCCAAGCUCCAGAAGACUCUCCCUAAGCUGGAGGAGGAGCUGAAGGGCCGGAUCGAGCUGUGGGAACAGGAGCGCGCGCAGGCCUUUGUGGUGAACGGGCAGAAGUUCAUGGAGUACGUGACGGAGCAGUGGGAGCUGCAUCGCCUGGAGAAGGAGAAGGCCAAGCAGGAGAGGCAACUCAAGAAGACCCAGCAAACGGAGGCGGAGAUGCUGUACGGCAGUACUCCCCGGACGCCCGGCAAGCGGCGAGGCCCGGGCCCCAACACACCCGGCAAAGUCCGCAAGCUUAAUGCCACCACCGUGUCCUCCGCCACUCCCAAUAGCACCAUGCGCUCCAUCUUUGGCGGGACUGUCUACCAUUCCCCAGCGGCCCGCCUGCCGCCCUCCGGAGGCAAGCCAUCCAGGACUCCCAGCCGCCCGGGGCCAAGGACGGCCCCUCUGGGCAGGCAGGGGCACAACAAAGAGAACAUUGAGUUGAGUGGCAGCAUCCUGACCGGUGGGUGUCCCUACUCGACCCCUCUCCAGCGUAACCUCACCGUUAAUUCUGUUGCCAGCACCUAUUCUGAGUUUGCGAAGGACCCCUCCCUCUUUGACUGCUCAUCUGUGGGCUCUCAGCGAGAACUUUCAAAGGCUUCCAGAUCUGACGUCCCUUCUCGAAUCCUCAAUUCUACCAAUAUCCAGUCCUGAGAUGGCCCUCAGCAUCCUCCCCAUUGUGGCUUCCCUGUGCCAACACUGGACCU
This is a messenger RNA of Gracilinanus agilis (Agile Gracile Mouse Opossum), 1916 nucleotides long. RefSeq names its product protein regulator of cytokinesis 1-like. Gene Ontology annotation, biological process: microtubule cytoskeleton organization; mitotic spindle midzone assembly. The coding region runs from base 1 to 1863 and encodes 620 amino acids. The record is from RefSeq and is a predicted model, not a curated record. The transcript has 15 exons. Gene Ontology annotation, cellular component: cytoplasm; spindle; mitotic spindle midzone. Gene Ontology annotation, molecular function: microtubule binding. NCBI's taxonomy places the organism in Eukaryota, Metazoa, Chordata, Mammalia, Didelphimorphia, Didelphidae.